AUGGCUUCAGUCGGUGCUCUGUUAAUGCUGCUGCCGGUCGCUUGGACGUGUUCUCCACAGAAAGCAGACUACGUUAUGGUGUCGUGUUUCCCCAACGCCAUCAUCGCCAACGUCCCAGAGUGUCCGUACGGUUGGGAGAUCGAGCAGCUGUCUCUGGGCGGCGUCUGCUACACGGGAAUCCACAGUCCGGGUUAUUACCGCUUCAUCAUCCCCGACCUGACGCCCAGAAACCACUCGUACUGCGGCACUCAGUCCGAGUACAUGCCCGGCAAAGACCCCAAGUACAUCUUCUACAACUCGAUCGUGUCCAACGACACGUCGCUGACGGUCCGGAACCAGCCAGUGAACUACACCUUCAGCUGCAUGUACCGAGCAGCCUACCUGGUAAAUAACGCGGUGUUCAGCCAAAGAGUGGCUACAGUUUAUGUCAACAAUGGGAGUUUAGGCACUUUUAGAUCACAGUUGUCUAUGAACGUGUUCACGAAUUCAAAGUUCCUGUACGCUAAAGACGCUCCGUAUGUGAUCGACACUUCUGAGAUCGGCUCUGAAGUUUUUAUCGGCAUCGAGGCUAAAGGUCUAAGUAACAGAUUCAAAGUUGUGAUCAGCAACUGCUGGGCGACUCCGACUCCUUAUUCAACCGACAGGAAGAGGUGGAGUCUCAUCAUCAACAGCUGCUCCUCCGACAACACCGUGACCAUCUUCGAAAACGCCAAAGACAGCCGCUCCAUGUUCAAGUUCAACUCGUUCCGGUUCCAGCGGCUGGAGAAGGUUUCCACCGUGUGGCUCCACUGCGAGGUUCAGGUGUGCGACGGAGAGAGACUGGUGUGCCAGCCGAGCCCGUGCUCUAUGAGGAGUCUGUCGGCGGACGUCGAGCCGAGUGGAGGGAUCCUCACCGCCGAGUUUCACGUUAAAGGCACCUCGCUACUGAUGCUGCUGCUGGUCCUGGUGAACUCGUGUUGUGAUUUAGUGAACGGAUCCAGAAUGUAG
Messenger RNA from Stegastes partitus (bicolor damselfish), 987 nucleotides. It is a transcript of the gene tectb, whose product is annotated as tectorin beta. Gene Ontology annotation, molecular function: extracellular matrix structural constituent. The record is from RefSeq and is a predicted model, not a curated record. The transcript has 9 exons. NCBI's taxonomy places the organism in Eukaryota, Metazoa, Chordata, Actinopteri, Pomacentridae. Bases 1 to 987 code for a protein of 328 amino acids.